Prunus mume (Japanese apricot) is the source of this 894-nucleotide messenger RNA. Lineage: Eukaryota; Viridiplantae; Streptophyta; Magnoliopsida; Rosales; Rosaceae. The record is from RefSeq and is a predicted model, not a curated record.
AGAGAGAGGGAGAGAGAGAAGCAACUCUAUCCACUUUUCCAAGUUAUGUAUAACGAACAAAAAGAGAUUGCACCUGGAACAACUUGGCAGCCAAGGCAACUCACAGAAAGCAAAGAAUUGAGGAACAAUAUUCAGCUCAAAGUCUCUAAAAGAAAAUCUUAACCGCAAGCCAUCUUCUUAUUCUUUCCCUCUGGUGUGUUUUUAUCUACCCUCUUGUCACAAGGCCUUGUCCUAGCAAGCACUGAAACCAUGGCCUCUUAUAAACUGAGCUUGUUUCUCCUGGCGCUUCUCAAUUGCUUGCUCUUUCUUUCUCAUCCAGCAUCUUGUAAUGAAGAAGAAGACAAAAUUUUCCAAGGACUUAACAGCUUCAAGCAAUCACUAAAGAAGAACAGCAAUGCAGAAUGUCUAGCUGAUGAAAUUGCAGAUGAGCUAGAAGACCAGCCAUGUUCCAGUGCAGACGACUACGCCAUAGAGCCAGGCAAUGGCCCAAAAUUCCCAAAAUUCAACAAGCUCAUCAAGAAGUGCCACAUAGACAUCAACACCACCACAGAUGGUAUCAUCUUGCCCGUUUGUGUGCCCAACUGGGACCCAGAUCUUGUGAUAAAAAACUACACUCACACCCAAUAUGCCAAAUAUCUGAAUGGUUCUAAGUACACAGGAGCUGGGGUUGGCACUGAGGAUGAUUGGGUGGUGGUUGUGUUGAGCACUGACACAGAAAGUGGAAGCUUUUCUGGUGCUCCUUCUUUGGCUGCAAUUGGCAUGGUUCAUUACAUGAUGGCCAUGUUGCUGGGGUUGUUCUUGAUUUUGCUCUGCUGAAUUGCUCUCCUGUUUUCUCUGAUUAUGUGUUGGUGGAAUUUGUGAAAAAAUAAUGAUGUGAUUUUACCCUUCUCUUAA